AUGAGGCCCAAUGGCACUUCCGCACUGCUGAGUGCCUUCCAGGGGCUGAGAAUCUCCGCCUGCACCCCGUUGCGACAGCUGAGAGCCCCGGCUCAGCGCCCGUCCAAGGUCCUGGGCGCCGCUCAACUCCUCCAGAAUGGCAGAGCCUUUUCCACGAGCCCGGCCAUGAUGGGCACAUGGCUGGAGCCCAGUCUGAACCGGAAAAAGAAGAUGGCCAAGGGACGGCCGCGAGUAGCGACGGGAGGAUCGACCAAGGGCACAACGGUGAUCUGGGGCGACUACGGACUGCGAAUGAAGGACCACCACCGACGAAUCAGCGCCAAGUCGCUCAAGAUGGCCGAGGAUACGAUCAAAGUGCGACUUCGAGGAGAGAAAUACCGACUGUACAAGAGGAAGAACUGCAACGUUGGCGUCUACGUCAGCGGUAACGAGAUGCGAAUGGGUAAAGGAAAGGGUUCUUUUGACCACUGGGCUACGAGAAUGGCCGUCAGUCAGGUCCUGUUCGAGAUCAAGGGCCGAAUCCACGAGCAGAUUGUUCGAGACGCUUUCCGGUUGGCUGGCAACAAGCUGCCUGGUCAGUGGGAGUUUGUGAAGAAGGGGGACCCUCCCGUUGUUGGGAUCACGAAGCUGGACGGUGUCACGUUGGAGGACCUCAAGAGGCCAAGAAGGCAGCUGGCCCCUCAAGAGCUUGUUGAGGCAGCGUCAUCUACGACGGGGGCUGCAGCUGAAAGUGCAUCUGCGCCGUCCGGAUCUUCAUGA
This is a messenger RNA of Trichoderma citrinoviride, 759 nucleotides long. RefSeq names its product ribosomal protein L16. Lineage: Eukaryota; Fungi; Ascomycota; Sordariomycetes; Hypocreales; Hypocreaceae. Gene Ontology annotation, biological process: mitochondrial translation. Gene Ontology annotation, cellular component: ribosome; mitochondrial large ribosomal subunit. The record is from RefSeq and is a predicted model, not a curated record. The transcript is spliced from 3 exons. Gene Ontology annotation, molecular function: rRNA binding; structural constituent of ribosome. The coding region runs from base 1 to 759 and encodes 252 amino acids.